GACGGAAGCAAAUCGGUCGCGGUUUGUAAGUGAUUCAAUUACAGCAAAUUGUGUGUUACAAAAUAAAUUAAACAUACGUUUAAUCCAUAUUUAGGCGAGAUAGUAACCUUGUGCAACAAGCGUUAUACAGUAUCAUAGAUCAGUCACAUAAUAUAGUUUCUGGAUACUUUUCGGACAGUGAAGAGCGCAUGCCUCCACCGCCACAAGGUGUUUCUGUACAGGUGGAGCUUCUGAAAAUUAGCCAUCUUCACUGUUGCAAUCAGAACUGAGGUACCAUGUCAGACUUCACCAUUGAUAUCCAGCUGACAGAACUAGGGUUCCCUGACAUCUUGCAGCCCAGAGAAAUUACCUGUGUGAAGGAAACACCAUCGCCUUCGGCCUCUAACAAUAUUUCCCCUGGAUCCCUGGCCAACCUCCAAAUCCCCAGUUCCUCGCCACCUCCUCCUGCUGCACUCACUCCCACAGCUGUGGACCCAGAACUGGUCGGUGUAGAACAGCUGGUUUCUGUAGCCUCAAGGACUGCUUCUACAGUACAGCAGGUUGCCUUACAGACGGGCCCUCACAUUACAGUAACCCCAAGUCCCUCUGGGCCCCCUGAGACACUGACAAUACUCUGCCCACCCCCUCCUUCUACACACAAACCGGUGGUAGUGGCACACACUUCACGGCCUGUUAGUCCCAUAUUGCUACCCAAGAGUUUAGUAAGUGGUCAAAGCAAUAGCCUUCACCAAACCCCCAAAAUAACUAAAACUGUCUUGAUAUCUGUGUCUCGUGUUGGAGCUGGUACUGUGUUGACUACUGUACCAGCUCCUUCAACUCCCCCUGUUGAACACUUAAGAACCAUUAAGAAUGAUUCCAAGCUGCCACUGGCAGACCAGACUGCAAUGUUUCAGACCACUCCAAAACCUGUAAACACAGGGAAGCCAGGAAGGGCGGUCGCUGAGGAAGAAGAACCAGGAGAAAAUAUUGGAGAGGGAAUAGGAGGGAAAAAUGGAGGGAAAGAUGUUUUCGAUGAUGGGAAAGUGCAAGGACUGAAAGAGAAAGAAGCAGAAGUUGCAAAAAGUUUAGAGGAGGAUUCUGAGGAAACAGAUGACAGUGAGGUUUCUGAGAAUGAGGAUGAUGAUGAAGAGGAGGAGGAGGAGGACGAACUGGACCCAGAAGCAGAGCCUGGAGGUUCAGGCGAACACCGCUGUAGCGUCUGUGACCUCGUCCUUUCCUCCAGCUUCCAGCUCCAGGAGCACAUGAACCUGCACACAGGGGCACGCCCCUACUGCUGUGCCGAGUGUGGCAAGCGCUUCUGUCAGCUGGCCAACUACCGCUCCCACCUGCGGACGCACGCCCAGCCCCAGACCUCAGUCCCACCCGUACAGCUCCGCUGCCGUGUUUGCCUGAAGGGCUUCGAUUCUGAGCAGGGUUUGAAGGACCACCUAGCCAAGUCCCACUUUGAGAAGGAGUUCUAUGAGUGUGACGCAUGCAAGCGCAUCUUCACCUGCCUGACCAAGUGUGAGGAGCACCUGGAGGAGCACAAGCGCGAGCUGGCGGACCACGUGUGUCUGCAGUGCUGCCGCCGCUUCCGCCUGCGCCGCUCUCUCCGCCGCCACAAGGAGCGGGGCUGUGUCCGCAGCUAUCGCUGCACCGACUGCCCCAUGAACUUCAGCCGCAAGAAUGCCCUCCUCAAGCACAGCUUCUCCCACUUGGGCCUGCUGCCUUACACCUGCAUCCAGUGCCGUGCACAUUUCCGCCUGGCCAGGCUCUACCGUAAGCAUGAGUGUGAGCCGGAGCGGCUCCACUGUGUGGCAUGCCUGGGCGUCUUUCAGAGCCACAACGACUUCCAGAGGCACAAGAGGGAGACUGGCUGCUGGGGCCAGCAGGGGACCAAGGGGGAUGAGAUCCGCUGUAUGGAGUGUGGCCAGGCCUUCUCCACGGCUGACGAGCUGAAGAAUCACGCCGGGGCCCACCAGAGGGUGAUGACCUGCUCCGAGUGCGGCAAGGGCUUCCGCUCGGCCUUGAUGCUGAUGUCACACAUGGGGGGCCACGCAGGGUCGAGGCCCUGUCUGUGUAAGAACUGUGGCCUGGGCUUCCCUCACCAGCAGGGUUACGAGAGCCACCUCAAGGACUGUGGAUGCAAACCCCCUCCUGUGAUGGCUCCAAAGAAACCAUGGAAGGAUGCACCUGCUGCUCCUUCCAAACCGCUAGCCCAGCUCGCUCCAAGUUAUCUCCCUGUCUCUGCUCCUGUGAAGAAACCAGAGAGACAAGUGUCAGCACCACUUUCUACCCCAGUGAGAAUGCUGGGCUCUGCCCCUGCCAGAGUCACUAUGGGAGUCUCUGCUUCUACCCCAGUGAGAAUGCCAGGCUCUGUCCCUGCCGGAGUCACAAUGGGAAUCCCUAACACCAAUGCUGUCCGUGUGGUGAGCCCUGACCAACCCACCAAGGGUCUGUGGAAGCUCAGCCUGGACAAACAGCCUCCUCCUGGGGUGUCCUUGGUCAUGUUUGUCCCUGCCAACACCCCUCUGGCCUCUGGACUCUCUGGCCCAUCCUCCACCCCCCAGCUCCCAGCUCUCUCAGGCACACAGCCCCAGUGGAAGGUAUUCAACCCAGCACCAAAUCCAGGAGCCCCUCCUCCGGUGCUGUGCCAGUCCAGCUUCACCUCUGAGCCGGGCCUGAGCCUCAUAGCAGAGGCAAACCGGCGCUACUCCUCUAAUGCCCCGCUGGAUCUGGCCUUAAAGACAACUUACUACGAACAGGAGCCUGCUAAUUUACUACCUCUUGAUCUGUCUAACAAGUCGACUUGCUCCACUCUUCCUGCUAACCUUGUAGUCAAGACUGAACCGAGAGACCCUGGGUUUGCAGAGGAGACUGAGGAAGAAGUAUUCACAAGUUUAACAGGAGAUAAAAAGGGGAUAGUCUUUCAGAGUAAGAUGGAGCCAGGAGAGGAUUCUAAAAUGGAGGCUAUGGCUCAGAAGGGGGGAAAUAGAGAAGGGAGAGGAGAUGAAGACAGGCAAAAUGACAGCAGAGAUGAUGGAACAGCUCAGUCUCAAAUGAAGAAGGCACCAAAGCCGGGAGUCCCGUCAACACUGCGGCUCCUGACCGUCAAACAGACAGAACCUUUGAAGAACACUGCCAAAGUGGAUCUAGUGAAUCAGCUGAAAAUCGAGUCCGUCAGCUCUUUGCACUCCAAAAUGCUUCGGGGCUUAGUCCAUAUAAAGCAGGAACCACUGUCUCUAGAGCCUGACAGUGGAACACAGAGCUCAGACUUCUGUUCGUACAGCCCGCUGACAGCAUUGAAGAGGAAGAUGGAGCCAGACGUGGGGCUGGACUUGAGAUGGGAUGGGGGCACCCCAGGCUGUGUGCUCGACUUGAGGUUGAAUGGAGGGAACCCAGCCAGUUGUGAUGUGGCGGAGAAAGCAGAGGAGAGGAACAUGGAAGGAGACCGUGUAGAGGAGGAGCUUGAGGGUGGCGAGAAGGAUGGCGCAACAGAGGAGAGGAAAGCAGAUAUGGAUGGAUCGGAGGAGAGGAAAGAGCAGAAGGAUGGAUCGGAGCAGAGGAAAGUGGAUAAGGCUGGAUCAGAGGAGAGGAAAGCGGAUAAGGAUGGAUCGGAGGAGAGGAAAGCAGAUAAGGAUGGAUCGAAGGAGAGGAAAGCAGAUAAGGAUGGAUCGGAGGAGAGGAAAGCGGAUAAGGAUGGAUCGAAGGAGAAGGAUGGAACCGAGGAGAGGAAAGGGGAGGAGGAUGGAACGGAGGAGACUGACGCCACUGUUGAUGAACCCACAGCCCAUAACCCAGAGACACAGCUCCAUCCCUCUCCCAUCCCCUCUCCUCCCUCCUCACCACCAUAUAAAAGACGAAGGUCACUAAGGACAAGGGAAAAGCCUAGAGCCCUACGUGACUGUUUAUUAUAAGGGCAGUACUUUAGACAGAGUGAAAAAUGGGAUUGCUGACAACAAUGUUAAUGAGAUUGCCUUUUAAUGGCCUGAGAAACAGGGAAAAACAUAACCAAGCUUACUGUAAAACAAUUCAUACUAGGCUUGUUAUUAAAUUAUAAUAGCAACACAUUUUGUGGAUUAAUGGUGAUUUUUAUAAACCAUGCCUCUACAUGAAUUUGCCCUCUGGAUUUGGUUGCUUUCCUGUAUUCCAAUUAUUUUUUCUUAGCUAUUAAAGACUUACUAUGUCUAUGUUUAAUGUACCUGCUAGUGUUUAGUGAGCUAGCUAACACUCCUUGUUGUUAGCUGCUUACUGUGUGGCAAGAGAUUGAGAUUAGGGUAAAUAGUUUCCAUUGUUUUCGAUGUUACAGUAGUUGCGUAUGUUGGCAAUAGGAUCAUGCACUUCUUCCAGUGUUAUGCACACCUUUCCAAACACUCCAUAUGUAUUUGACUAUACCAACAUAAUUUAUUUGGGUUCUUUGUUAUAGGUUGUCUAGUUAGUCUUCACUUGAAUGUCAUUGUAAUUUUUGUCGUUUCUAUUCUAUAUAAGCUUCCGUAUGGUUUCGCCAAGGUUUCUUAUUCAGGUACUGAUGGGGGGUGUUUGGGAGCCAGGAUUUAAUGUACUGUCAACUUUCUGAGAAAUGUUUCUCAACAGCUGGGUUUUUGUUUGAUUUGAGUUCCAUAAUUGGUAUAAUAUGCAAGAAAUGUAUGUGCUGUCCAAUUAUAAUGUUAAAUUGACAUGCAUAUAAUUUUCUAUCACGUUGAAUGUCUUACCCCAAAUUCAACUGAAUGGUUGCAGUGUUUUGUAGUUUAAAAUAUUCUGUUCUGAAAUUGGGAUCUUAAAGGAUACAAAUAAAGAUUAACGUGUCGGAAUGGUA
Molecule: messenger RNA, 4795 nt
Organism: Oncorhynchus masou masou (cherry salmon)
Lineage: Eukaryota; Metazoa; Chordata; Actinopteri; Salmoniformes; Salmonidae
Exons: 4
Coding region: 276-3896 (1206 amino acids)
Source: RefSeq, a predicted model, not a curated record